GAGCACACAAGAGCCGAACAGCGGUUCUUUUCAUUCGUUGAGUCCGCUGUUCGCCGCACCCACUUUCACUUCUCCCAAACUCCGACCGGUGAUUUCUUCUUGCUCCAUAAAAAUGGCCAGCAGAAAACUUGCUCGUGAUUUCUUCUUCUCCAAGCAACGUCUUUUCCUCCACUUUUUACCCCAUCAACAGUUCCAGCAAUCGAAUUCCAAGCUUAGGUUGAUUACUGGAAAUGGGUAUUCGUUUAAUCGUCAAUUUAGUGUGUUUAAUGAGUUUUCCAACAAGAUUAAAGGUGAAGCUUCAAGUAAUAAGGAAUUCCAACAAUCAGUUAAGCAGCUGAAAGAGAAAGCAGAUGAGUUAAAAGGAGUAAAAGAAGAUCUUAAAAUCAGAGUGAAACAGACAACUGAGCAGCUACACAAGCGUGUUGAUGGUGUGUGGACAGAAGCUGAAGAGACUGCAAAGAAGGUUUCUGCAAAUAUGAAAGAAAAGAUAUCAUCUGCAAAAGAGGAGGUUAAAGAGACUCUGGGUUUAAAAGGCCAAGAACCUUCAGCAUCUAACAAUACUAAGGAAAAUGAAAGUGGUAAUGUUAAAGAUGAGGCCAAAUCCUCAUCUGGUGAGCCACACCAGCAAUCUGAGCCUAGCGGUACUGCAGAGACUUUAUUUAGUAAUUUUAGGUCAACUUUUGCUUCGUCUUCUCCCAAGUUUUCAUCAGCCUUUCAGAAAUUGAAGGAAGCAAAGGUAGCUGACUUAGCUAAAAAGAGUUAUACCAUAGUGAAGGAAGAAUUGAGUGGAAAACCAAAUAGAAGGAAAAGAAUGCCGUAUUCUGCUUCAUCGUCAACAGGAGAAACAAGUGACAGAACUGAAGUUGUUGUGGUACCAGUAAAGCAAUCCCCAUGGAGCAAAAAGUGGGAGUCACUAAAAGAAAAGAUGCGAGGCAAUCCAAUGUUUAAACGCGUCACUAGGAUAAGUGAGCCUGUGGUUACAAAGAGCCAAGAGUUGGCUGAAGAUCUACAGGAAAGAUGGGAAACUAGUGAUAGUCCUGUUGUACAUAAAAUUCAAGAUAUUAAUGAUAGAGUUUUUGGAGAAAAUGAUUCUGGAUUAUCGUUCAAGGAAAUUCGUCGUCGUGAUCCAUUGUUUUCUUUGCCCGAUUUUGUAGCUGAGGUUCAGGAAGUGAUCAAGCCAGUUCUGAGUGCUUAUAUCAAGGGGGACAAUGAAGUCUUGGAGAAAUACUGUAGCUCUGAAAUUGUGGAGCGGUGUAAAGCAGAGCAUAAAGUUUUUCAAAGCCAGGAUAUCUUCUUUGAUAAUAAGAUUUUGCAUGUAUCUGAGGUGGAUGUAAGAGAGACUAAAAUGAUGGGUUCUAGUCCCAUUAUUAUUCUUUCGUUCCAAACACAGCAAGUGUAUUGUGUACGCAAUAGACAAGGUUCAAUAAAGGAAGGAAGUCAGUUUUUGAAGACAGCCUCUGAAGAUAGCUGUCUUCCUUGAUGAAGUUGAAACUGUACUAGAUUAGUAGUUGGUCAUUUGAUAAUUUGAGGGCUAUUAAUGCAGGUUUAUAUUUACAGCUGGUGAUAUUUGAUGGAUAGAGAAGUCUCAAUUCAUUUUCUAAAAAAGUGUUGUCUUCAUUGGUUAAAGAUUAAAUUCAACUAUAAAGGGGGCUAAUAUUAAAAGGAAUGAAUUAUGAAAUUGGAUAUUUUCUGCAAAUGAGGCCUUGUAUGCCCUGGAAUGAACCCCAAGGAGCCCCACUAUACAUUGAAUUGAGAGGGUAGAGUAGGUUGCUUCUUAUUUCUGAGAAAUAUGAAGCGUGCAAUAUCAUCUGUCGUGUAGCUUACUUCAUACUAGUGCUACGAGUAUGUAUGUUUUUUUAACAAGUUAUAGGUGUACAGUUUACAUGAAAUUCAUUUUAUGUUUUGGUCUCAAGACUAUCUUAUUACAUCCUACCUUGCUAUAAUGGAAAUAAACAACUCACUGCUUCGAAAUAUUAAUUUUAAUCUUCAGAAAAGCCCAAAACUGGGAACUUAGUGUA
Chenopodium quinoa (quinoa) is the source of this 2018-nucleotide messenger RNA. RefSeq names its product mitochondrial import inner membrane translocase subunit TIM44-2-like. NCBI's taxonomy places the organism in Eukaryota, Viridiplantae, Streptophyta, Magnoliopsida, Caryophyllales, Amaranthaceae. The transcript is spliced from 14 exons. The coding region runs from base 113 to 1480 and encodes 455 amino acids. Gene Ontology annotation, molecular function: protein-folding chaperone binding. The record is from RefSeq and is a predicted model, not a curated record. Gene Ontology annotation, cellular component: mitochondrial inner membrane. Gene Ontology annotation, biological process: protein import into mitochondrial matrix.